Molecule: messenger RNA, 486 nt
Organism: Pseudomyrmex gracilis
Lineage: Eukaryota; Metazoa; Arthropoda; Insecta; Hymenoptera; Formicidae
Exons: 2
Coding region: 26-457 (143 amino acids)
Source: RefSeq, a predicted model, not a curated record
UUCUCCGUGCGCACCUGACACUGUGAUGUUAACGUCGUCAAAAAUGAAGAAAACGCUUAUCCUCGUUCUCUUUUAUACCGGACUGGCGGCUACGUCAGAUUUAUCGGGGUAUCAGCCCAGAGGAUGGCGUCCUAAUGGUCCGCGCUUUAAUCCCAAUAAUAAUCGAUUGCAUGCGUAUUACGGUGCUCCUGGACUACAAAGCUACGAACCCGCUAAUACCGCGACUACUCGUGACCCGUUAUCCACUUCCACAACCACAGUCACGACUACACCACGAACUGCCGUAACCGUAAAAACCACAACAGCCCGUAGCAGAGAACCGACGACUGAGCCCAACGAACAGCCCGAAGAUUUCGAUUCGAAUCCGGCUCUGGCUAUUGCGAAUUCCUUCGCAUUCAAUCGACCCAUAUACGUCUAUAAUACAUUUCCGUUCCUACCUGCUCAGAUCAUUGCGUAAUGAUGCAACGUGUAAAAUUUAAAUUAGAA